Messenger RNA from Saccostrea cuccullata (small rock oyster), 1871 nucleotides. RefSeq lists its product as uncharacterized. The record is from RefSeq and is a predicted model, not a curated record. The transcript has 2 exons. Lineage: Eukaryota; Metazoa; Mollusca; Bivalvia; Ostreida; Ostreidae. The coding region runs from base 50 to 1744 and encodes 564 amino acids. Gene Ontology annotation, molecular function: zinc ion binding; protein binding.
AAACAACUGGGUGAUCGCCAUUACCUUCCUAAAAAGAGAAAAACAUCUAAUGAUGGACUCCCGUACCAGUGCCCAGGACGUGUUGCGAUGUGACCUGUGUAAGACCGCUGUGGUACAGAUGCACUGUGAUACGUGUCUUGUCAACCUGUGUACAGCUUGUGUAGGGAAACAUAUGAUAUCUGAUGAGUCCAAGGACCACAAAGUCGUCAAAUACCAGGUCAAGAAAUCCACUCCCCUCUACCCUGGAUGUACAACUCAUAGCAAAGAAAGAUGUGAAAUGUACUGUAAUCAAUGUGACAUUCCUGUUUGCAGUACUUGCAUUGCAUCUGACCAACACUUAGGGCAUAAGUUGUCAAAAAUUUUGCAAAUUGUGGAAAAACAAAAGAGCAAGAUACUUCAAGAACAAACUGAAUUAAAUGAAAUAAUUUUUCCAACCUACAAGGACAUUGCCUCUGAUGUACAAAACAGAAUGAGACAGUUAGAAAAGGAAUAUGGAAAUCUCUCAAAAGCCAUUACAAAGCAUGGAGAGGACUGGCACAGAGAAGUUGACAAACUUGUCCAGAAACUUAAAGCUGAAGUUGAUGAGAUGAAAAACACACAGUUAGAAACUCUACAGAAACAUCUGGAUGAAAUAAACAAGACAAUAUCUUAUAUCAAGGAUGAAAUCAAAUCAACUGAUAUCACUAUAGACACGAAUGAUUUGUCAAAACUAUUCAGUGUCAAAUUCUAUGUAGACAAAUACAGAAAGCUUCCACACAAAAUUGCGCCGUCUUUACCAAAAUUCAUGCCAAAACAAAUUCAAGGAGAAGAAUUAACUAAGCUAUUUGGAGCCUUAUCAUCAAGCUCUACAGCAUCAGAUGAGCUUGGCUACAGAAUGAAGACAAUACAGAAAUCACCAGAAGCUGGAUCCUCUACUCCAGUCAAACAGCUGCUUGAUGAACCAGAGACUGUCACCACUAUAGACACUGGGUAUGAAAAGCUUUUCAGUGGGGCCUGUCUGAGUGAUGAAGAAAUCUGGACAAGAGGAAAUGAAAAAACCAUGAAACUCUACAGCAUCAAUCAGGGAUCAAUACUCAAGUCAAUCACAACCAAGUCAGGGAACACAUCAAUAGAUAUAGCAGUGACAAAAACUGGAGAUUUAGUUUAUACUGAUUAUGGUGACAGAACUGUGAACAUUGUGAAGAAUAAGAAGAUAGAGGAGGUGAUCAAACUACAGAACUGGAAACCUGACGGUGUCUGUAGUACCUCCUCUGGUGACCUCCUGGUUAUCAUGGACAGUGAUGAUUACAAACAAACAAAAGUUGUCCGUUACUCUGGCUCCACAGAGAAACAAACGAUUCAGUUUGAUGAUAAAGGUAAACCUCUCUAUUCAUCUGGUCGAUAUAACACAUACUACAUUAACGAAAACAGGAACCUGGAUAUCUGCAUGUCUGACUGUGGAGCUAAAGCAGUAGUGGUGGUCAAUCAGGCCGGGGAAACGAGAUUCAGAUACACUGGACAUACUCCUGCUCCAAAGAACCAACCAUUCAGUCCACGAGGAAUCACCACAGACAGUCAGAGUCACAUCCUUACAGCUGAUUAUAACAAUGACUGUGUCCACAUCAUAGACCAGGAUGGGCAGUUCCUCCGUUACAUAGACUGUGGACUGAGUGAACCCCGGGGACUGUGCAUAGAUACAAAUGACAAUGUGUUUAUUGCUCAACAGGCAAACAAACAAGUGAAGAAAAUCAAAUAUUUGAAGUGAAUUUUUCUGCUGUACUGUAGUUAAGCAUUUUAAAAUGGUAAUUCACAGUUGAAAUCAAUCAUCAUUGAAGUUUACAUUUAAUAUCUUGUCAGAGCUGAAUUAAAUGAUGAAUGUGAAAGAUAAGCUG